Messenger RNA from Nicrophorus vespilloides, 567 nucleotides. RefSeq names its product glutathione S-transferase 1-like. Lineage: Eukaryota; Metazoa; Arthropoda; Insecta; Coleoptera; Silphidae. The transcript has 4 exons. Gene Ontology annotation, biological process: glutathione metabolic process. The annotation marks the transcript as partial. The record is from RefSeq and is a predicted model, not a curated record. Gene Ontology annotation, molecular function: glutathione transferase activity.
UCAGUUGCGACCUCCAAAGGUUUCCUUCCACCGCAACUCACCGUUCACUUUCCAAAACCUGAUCCGGCAGUUCUCAUCUGACUUCAACACGAAUACUUCUAUAACAUGUCUCUGAAGCUGUACUCCGUUUCGGAUGGGCCUCCAUCUCUCGCCGUGAGACAAGGGUUGAAAGCCCUCGGCGUCGAUUACACCCUGAUCAACGUGGACUUCGGCCUCGGCGAGCACAUGACAGAUGAAUAUGCAAAGAUGAACCCUCAGAAGGAAAUCCCAGUUUUGGACGAUGACGGAUUCAUGCUCAGCGAGAGCAAUGCGAUACUGCAGUACUUGGCGGAUAAAUACGGGAAGGAUGAUAAAUUGUACCCGAAGGAUCCGAAGGCGAGGGCCGUUGUUAACCAGAGGUUGUGCUUCAAUAUGUCCACCUACUACAGGAGCAUCUCCGAGCACGUUGUAAGUUCUUUAAUUAGUUUACCCGGGCGUUCGAUGGACGUGUUAACAUCUGAACUUCGGUCAAUAUAUGAUCGAAUCCAAACUCCUCUGCAUCGAAAUGUCAAUAUCGGCGAACGGACA